This is a messenger RNA of Lagopus muta (rock ptarmigan), 4228 nucleotides long. Its product is annotated as granulocyte-macrophage colony-stimulating factor receptor subunit alpha-like. Gene Ontology annotation, biological process: cytokine-mediated signaling pathway; immunoglobulin mediated immune response. The transcript has 23 exons. Gene Ontology annotation, molecular function: cytokine receptor activity; protein binding. Gene Ontology annotation, cellular component: external side of plasma membrane; membrane. Bases 368 to 2734 code for a protein of 788 amino acids. The record is from RefSeq and is a predicted model, not a curated record. Lineage: Eukaryota; Metazoa; Chordata; Aves; Galliformes; Phasianidae.
AACAAAAAAGAAAAUUUAACAGCUAACUACUUGUUCAUAUUGCAUGAAAUGUGGGUUUUAAAAUUGCUAAGACUCUUGAUUUUGUAACAAUCAGAAGGGAAGUGAUGAGCAUCACAUCUUGCAACACUUCCGAUAAUAUGAGUGUUCCCUAAAAUGUAGAAGACAAGGAGGCAGCCCUAUUUGUAGCUGUAUAACCAUUGCAAUUGCGAGUCUUCCCAUUUUCUCUGAGCCUCAAGACUAUGAUACAAAGAUAAAUGAGACAAAGAAGUUUUCAAAUACAAGAUUCCCUGGCUGCUUGAAACAUCCAUAUAAUCUUUUCUUGCACAAGAACUGAGAUGGGCAGACAGUUUGGAAGCAGGAAGAAAAGAUGCUUGCUUGUCUUGGACUCAUCUUCAUGACACAGUGGAUGCUGAUGGUUGCUCAGAUGUAUGAUGAUUGGCAGUGCACAAACUGGGAGAUGUCAGAUUCACCCAUCCAAAAUUUGAUGCUGAAUUGGUGGAAAACAGAACUGAGUUGGAUCAGCACCAUGAAUUUCACUAAGUACAACUGUUCUAUGUCAGUAUAUAAUAAUGUGGUUGAAAUACAGGAAAAGAAUACAAAUUGCAUCUUUGGAAGAAAUCUAGCGUAUCCUCUGCACAACGGGGCAAAUUUUUCGGUUAAAGCAGAGAGCGCUAACAGUACAUACUCAGUCACAUGCAAGUAUAUUCCUCAAGGCAUUAAUGGGUCAGCCAUUGAGAACUUCUCCUGUGUGAUUUAUGACAUUUCCCUCAUGAACUGCACUUGGCAGGCAGGCAGGAAUGCUCCAGGAGAUACCCAAUAUUUUCUCUAUUGGCAGAACUCGAGAGAUGAUGACGUAAUGGAAUGUGGGCUUUACAUUGAAGACGAAAAUGGUAGACAUGUGGGAUGUAGAUUCAAAAAUGUGAAGAUAGAGAAAUCCUAUUUUUUGGUGAAUGGGUCUAGCAAAAACUCCCUGAUCCAGUUCUACGACACAGAUAUUGACCUAUAUACAAUUGAAAAACUCAUGCCUCCAUCAAAUGUCACUGUCAGUUGUGACGAAAACUCACAUUCUUGCACUAUUCGAUGGCAACAACCCCAAAUAAAUCACUCUAAAAAAGACAGAUGUUUUAAAUAUGAAGUUGAAAUAACAUCCAAGGGUAACUCUGCAGAGUGGACCAAUCAAAGUUAUACAAAAGAAAUUAUUACAAGCCACAUAGUUCAAAAUCCCAACAUGAGAAAGAAGAACCUGGUGAAAAUAAGAGCAGCUGGCCAUACGUGUAGAGUGAGCAAAGACUGGGGGGAGUGGAGCGCAGCUGUUGAGUUUGGAAAUGAAGAAAUUUCUUCUUCAGUAUGGAUUUUACCUGUAGUGGCAGUUGCAACACUCUCAAUAGCUAUCUUUACAAUUUUCUUCUGCAAAAGGACUGGUUAUUGGAAAGCAGUAUUUCCACAAGUUCCAAAGCCAAAAAAUCCAUUUCAUGGACAGCCUGAUAUAAAUCCACAGGCUUCAUUGUAUCUUUACAGAGAAGAAAAGAUGUUUCGCACUCUUGGACUCACAUGCAUGAUUUGUUGGUGCAUGAUGCUAUUUUGUCCUUUGCAUGCUGACCUUCAGUGUAUGGGGUCAGGGACACAAGAAUUGCCUAUCUCAAACUUGACAUUGAAUCGGAGAAGAAUGGAGCUGUCCUGGCAGAGCAGCAAGAACUUCUCCAGUUACAAGUGUACCAUGGCUGCAAACUUCAAACUCAGAGAAAUGAAGGUGAAGAACAAAUCAUGCAGGUUUGAAGUAGAAGAUAGCGUGCCUCUGUACAGAGGAGCAGCUUUCACCAUUACAGUACCAAAGACAAACAUCUCAAAAAUUUGUCCAUUUUUCCCUGAAGGCAUUAAUGGGUCAGCCAUUGAGAACUUCUCCUGUGUGAUUUAUGACAUUUCCCUCAUGAACUGCACUUGGCAGGCAGGCAGGAAUGCUCCAGGAGAUACUCAAUAUUUUCUCUACUGGCAGAACUCGAGAGAUGAUGACCAGACAGAAUGUGAACUUUACAUUAAAGAUGAAAAUGACCGAAACGUGGGAUGUAAAUUCCAAAAUGUGACAAUUAAAGAUAAAACUACUUAUUUCCUGGUAAAUGGAUCCCACAAAGCCUUCCUGAUCCAGUUUUAUGAUAAUUAUACAAAACUAUACACAAUUGAAAGACUCCCUCCUCCACUGAACAUCACUGCCAACUGUACUAGCAAUCCAGGAGGUUGCAUAAUUACAUGGCAACAACCCCUUCUAAGUCAUGUGGAAAACGCAGACUGUUUUGAGUAUGAAAUAAACAUACAAACUAAGUACAAGAUCCCAGAAGAGAAAAAGGAUCCUCCUGUAAUUGUAACUGAAAACAAAUAUGAAUUCAAAAGUUACAACGCAGGAAAAAAAAGCAUUCUGAAAAUCAGAGCACGUGGAAAAAGAAGAUGUUCUGUAAACAGAAAGUGGGGGGAAUGGAGUAACCCUAUAGAGUUCGGUGAAGAGAAAGAUUAUUUUAUUUAUGUGAUUUUAGUUCUGAUAGUGCUCGGAACAAUCCUAGUGACCCUGCUCCAUUACUGCCUUUGCAAGAGGUAUUGCAGUUCAAAAAGAAUAUUUCCUCCCAUCCCACAACCAAGAGGCAAAUUUGAUAUGCCAGCUGAGGAAGAUAUCCAGACAGAGAAUGCGCUUCUAUCUCAAAUAAGUUGUACUGAGGAAAUAACUGUGAUUGAGGAGAUGACCUAAUCUUCCAGAAAGAAAACAGAUUUGGAUGCAACACAAAAAUCACACAACCUCCUAAUAAUUUCCAAUUAUUUAUGGUGUUCUUCACAGCAUGGACUAGAAAUGAGUAUCACCUAUGAAACCAUUUCCCCACACUAAAAACAAAACAAAACAAAACCCACAAAAAUGUUUCUUUUCCCUUUGUUCAGAAGCAAUGCCUGGCAACCAAGCUCCUCCAAAAACACGUGCUAUGAAGAUUUGCUUAAAAGUUGCUGAGGUUCUCUUCACCAUCUAAGACAAAGCCUUUCAUCAACAACAUAGCAGAAAUGUGGUAUAAUUUCUUCCGUUCAUUGCUGGAGCAAUUAUUUCCUGAAUUAAGAGUAGUGCUACAGGAAAUCAAAAUGCUAUUUCCCCAACUUAACAUUUUAUAUAUAUACUCCCAAGAAUUUUCUGGAGCAGAAAGUAGCUAAAAGUUGCCCUUCUACCUUGUAACCCUGAUACCAAACUCUUAAAAUAUUCAGUGAACCUUAUGGCAAAAUAAAAUAAAAUAAAAUCUUGCUAAAAAUAACUAAGAUGGGCUGCCAGUCAGUCGUGUAAUGAGUUCAGCAUCUCCAACAGCAAUGUGAAUCUCUGCAAUACCAAUAAGAACUUCAGUGGCACAGCUACAGACUUCAAUAAAUCCAGCGUAACAAUCACAAGAUUUGGAAUCAAAUCUGUAAAACUAGGUUUUAAGUAGUUCAUCACACCAGUCUACGUCCUUCCAAGUGUGCAGAUCUUGUUUCCAGAUCUAUUGAAAAUACAGUAUUUUCUGUUAAACAAAUUCAAAAUCUUUUCCUGCUGAAAGUAUUUUCCAAAAGAUCCACAUUUCACCAGUUAAGUGCUUCAAUAAGGCAGAAAACAAAUGCUUUUUUUAAAAGUCUCAUUUAUUGUUUGCCUCUUAUGUUCCCACACUGCAUAAUCACAUUGCAAAAUGCUGCUGGAUGACUAAGGGAAGCAACAUACUAGAAAAAUAAACACCAAGCAGUACAUGCUGUAAUGCACAGCAGAGGUAAGUUGCAUUUCCACUUAAAUAACAACCCACGCUUGCAUUGAUUUAUUUGCUUGCUUCUCCUGAUUAACACCUAAUUUUGUUGGAGGAGGGGCGGUGGACAAAAAAAGAAAUCUGCCCUUUUCAAGGGCUGCUAGUUAACUGUCAUGCUUGCUUCUUCCUCACAAAGUUCAGCCACCAUGCACUCACAGUAAGGUUAUGUGAGGGACUCUAUCGUUAUAUACCUACCUUUUAAGCCACUGAUGUAGAAAAUAAACCUGUGAAAUAUAUCUAUACAGGCAGAUUCUUCCUCUGUCCCUUCAGAUCAAUAGAAUUACAACUGAAACAGCAGCUUAAUUGGAAAGUUCAGCAUCAAGUGACCUGUCCACACCAUGAGAGAGCUACCAUUACCAAACAGGGUUAAAAACAAACAAACAAAAAAAAACCACUUGCAGUAGGUACAUAAAAUUUGCCAUUAGCCUGUGUACAAA